Messenger RNA from Cinara cedri, 4380 nucleotides. The record is from the annotation of a GenBank genome assembly. Lineage: Eukaryota; Metazoa; Arthropoda; Insecta; Hemiptera; Aphididae.
AUGAUGAAAUCGACGAAAAACACUGGUUCAAAGGGUGUGGAGUUAAAAUCGCCGUGCGAUAAGGGUAAUUAUAACAAUCAAUAUAAAUCCCGAAACGAGGAACUUCCAGUCAAGUCGAAAGCCAAAAAGUCAGGUAAAUAAAAAUAACUAAAAUAUUAUUAAUAAUGAAAUAAUAAUUCAAAUUAACGAUUUAUUUUACCCCGAAGCUGGGGAAGGAGAAAAAGAAAAUAGAAUUUGCAGCUUAAAACCUUCAGUUGUUCAGAAAACGAAGAGCCAAAGUAAAAUUAAUAAAACCGCCCUUUUUAGAGAUAACAGGAAUAAUACAAUUCACAAGAUAUCGUCGAAUUUAAUAUAUACUCGCAGAUUUUCGCGGUAUACAGACGUCCAAAAGCGGUUAAAAACCAAUAAAUUCAAAUCAACAAAUGAGAACAUUGGAAAAUUCGACGAAAAUUCCACCAAUUAUAAAUUGUACGUGAACACAAACACAAACAAGAAAAACAAACCGUUGUUGAAAUACUCAAUAUGUGUGGAUUUAAACGAAAAACGAAAAACAAAUAAACGCACCGGUUUAUGUUCGGAUCUUCCGGGAAAAGGGACUUAUAAUCAUCGGUUUGCAUAUGACCAAGCGCUGAAAUUACACGCACAGGGUGUUGAUGUAGACGUAUUGUAUAAAGUGAAAAACAGCUUGGACUCGGUUUAUGUUGUAAACGGUACAUUUGCGAGGACAAACUAUAAACGACCACGCACGAUUAAAUACAAAGAUCAACCAAACACUUCUAGACUAACACAAAACCAUACGACUUGCGGUCAUAAUCAACCGAUUAAUAAACAACCAAUUAAUAAGCAACCGAUUAAUAAGCAACCGAUUAAUAAUCAUCCGAUUAAUAAGCAACCGAUUAAUAAUCAGCCGAUUAUUAAGCAAGAGAAUAAUAUGGUUGAAUUACAAAAACCUGAUGAACCGAAAAAAAGAAAAAAAAAGAACAAAGAUGAAGCAGCACUACGGUUAGAAGAGUAUAAUAAAAAUUUGGAAUUAGAAGAAGAAAAUAGAAAGAGAUUAUUAGCGUUAGAGGAAUUAAAGAAAGAGAAACUCGAAAGACAAAAACAACUAAAACGAGAAGAAUUGAUUAGGAAACAAAAGAUCAGGGAAGCCGAAAGGGAGCAAUUGAGCAAACUGUUAAAUAUUAAGUCGGACGAAAACAAAGCAAAAAAAAAAUUAGACACUAAAUUAAGUAAAGACAAUAAACGACGAGCGAGAGAAGAACAAAUGGAAAGAGAUCGUUUAAAAUAUAUAGAUGAGGAAAAUAGAAAAUUAAUGCGACAAAAAAUGAAACAAUGUCUAGCUUUGAAGUUCCAAAAAAAUAAUGUGAACAUUACCAUAAAUAAACUCGAUAUGAAUCCUGUCGAAGCAUACGACAAAUGCGAGGUACCUACCUAGCUUUUUGAACAGUAAAUUUAAAAACUAUUUGUUUCUAAUAUUAUAAUACAUUUAUUUUAAUCUAUGUGGUAUGGUAUAUAAAAGAGUCCUGCUCGUAGUAUUUUACGUAUUAACAAUUGCUAAACACAAAUUAUGAACAUUUACAAUUAAAGUAUUAAUAGUUAUUAACAACAAAUUCGAUCACUUUUAUUUUUGUCAAUGACCUUUGUCAUGUCUCAAAAACAUGGUUUACAGGGUUAACUCUAAUGCCUCGUAAAAACUUUUGAUUAUGACUUUUUUUUUUUUUUCAUCGAGUAGAAAACAACCAAUGUCAGUCUGACACGCCAAAAGCCUCUGGAACAUUUUAAAGGGGCCCCGUAGAUUAACUAAUCAAAGGUAAAAAUUAGUGUGUAAUUGGGUCGGAAGUCGGUUUCAUCGGCCAGUAAUAUUUCUAAAAAUAACAAUGGAAUUCCUGGUGACUUAUAUUUUUAUAUAUACAAUAUACAUACACUAACUAACUUCUUUUAAAAUAUUUUUAUUGAUGACAAAAAUGUGAAAUUCAAUAUGUAACUAAGUUAAUACUAGGGUUGCGUCAGGUCGACAAUGGGUGUAAACAUUUUUCAAACAGCAUGAGCUAGGAGUUCUAGACAAGAUUUUGGCGGAUUGUGCCAUCUAAAAUGUAUGCGGGGGUGACAGGUGAGAGAAGAUUCUAUGGUGUUUAUAUAACUUUAGUAGGAGAAAAUCUAGAAUAAGUUAACAAUAGGCUUGAUGAAUGGAGAGUAGCCCUUGAAGGAAAAAAAAAAAGAAUAAGUAGAAGUAAAACAAGUAUAUGAGUUUAGUGAAAUUGGACAAGAUAGCUAACAACAGUAAGUGGUAAUAGGUGAAAUUUGAGAUUUAAGUUCCUAGAAUCUUUUAUACGAAAUAAUAGUGGCAUUCAUAAAGAAGUGAAACAUAAGUUUAAAUGUGAUUGGAUAAAGUGGAGAGCAACGUCAGGUGUUUUAUGUGACAAGAAGAUUACAAUUAAAGGUAAGUCCUACAAGAAUGUAGUAAGACCAACUAUGUUGUAUGGUUCGGAAUGUUGAGUAGUAGACAGAUGAAUGUAACAGAGAAUGAUUGGGGCAGAUAUAAAAAUGCUUAAGCGAAUGUGUGGAAUGACGAGAAAAUAUGGGAUAAGGAAUAAGUAUCUACAUAAGAAGUAGUUUAGGCGUGAUUCCAAUAGUAGAAAAAAUAAUAAAAAAUAGACUGAGAUGAUUUGGGCAUAUCAUGGGAUGAGAGGAAUCUGAAUCAGUAAGAAUAGUAAUGAAAAUAAACGUAGGAGGAAAGAGAUGGUUGGAUACGAUUGAGAAUGAUAUUAGGACAGCCGUGGAUUAAAGGCGGGAGAUCGGGUCAAGUGGAAGUUUAGAACGAUGGUGGCUGACACAAAAUAGUUGGAAUGAAUACAAAUGAAAACAAGAAGAACUAAGUUUAUAGCUAUUAAUUUAAUUACAUUUUUAAACGAUUAGCUUUUAAUUUAACAUUAAAAAUGAAUCUUUCAAUCAACUUAAGUUAAUUUUGUCUGUAUUAACUUAACUUAACGUAUUAAACAAAAUUGUCAACUUGCCCAGCCUUGUCAAAAACUACAGAAUAAUAAAUUUUAAAAAAAUAGUCAUAUUUAAACUCUUAUUAUUAGAGCGCGGAUUUGUAUACAUUUGCAUAUUUAUUCUGGUUGGUCGUAUGAUAUGCUACACAAAAUGUGUUUCAUGACGUACCGGUUUAAAAAAAUUAACUUUUUUAAUGCAUAUUUUUACAUUCACCAUUUUGUUUUCUAUUUUAGGGACUUAAAUUAAACAAUUUUAAUUGCAUAUUUUUAAAUCAUUUUUUUCUAGUUAAAAACGUCAUUCGUAUUUUUAUAAAAUAAUUAAAUCGUGAAAUUGUACGUUUUCCUACUUUUUUUUUUACCACUUAUGCGAUUUUAUUUAAAAAAAAUAGAGUCGAAAAUCGAAAAUGACCUUGCUAAAAUACAAUCUAGACAGCUUGAGCUGCUUUCAGAAAAGUUACCACACGUAAAAAUCGGAACGAGUUUACUAGGAAAAAACGUGUCCACAGACUAGCAGGAGAAAAAAAAAUAAAUAAACAGCAUUGUAAAACCAAUAGCUCCCUGGAUACGGCUCGAAAUCUAAAAUUAAUGAUAAUAAUUUUAUCGAAAUUAAGACUGCUCUACAGGGCAGGAGAGUUGACCUUGUAUACGUGUUUUUGGGCAUUUAUUUUAAUAUUUGACUAAAUUAAAAUACCGACUAGACACCGAUAUCAAUCUGAUUACCUAUUAUUUGUUUUUUGAUAAAUUUUGACUGCGCAGUUCUUAACAGCGGACGUGAUUUUAUUAUUUCUCUAGGCCAUCACAGAUUGCGACAAACUUAGGGCUGCGGAAAAAUGGGCAUUGCAGUGUAAUGGCAAUGAACAUGAUAUUUCAUGGUUGAAAACCGUGACUUGUCGGAUCGAUUCUUUGGGCGGGCGAGUGGACAAAUCGUACAGAAAUAAAUGGAUGCGAAACGCAUUGGACCUGGCAGUCGACGAUAUGGCAGAGAAAAAACCGCUGUCGGGCGGUUGUACGAGUAAUCUGCUACAAUGUUGCCCUCGGAAGUCGCCGUGCGACAAAAACAUCAAGGCGAGAUUUUUAUUUCAAAUCGUGUCGCGCUAAUGGGGGCGGGGAGGGAGGAGGAGGCCUGCCUGUGGUCAUUCCGAACGAUAGUCGAAAUUCGACAUCGACAUAUCUUGGGCGAACCGUUCAAUUAAAGUGAUCUUUUUCGCUUUCAGGUCUGCUCCAGCCUGGUGAUAAAGACCAGGAGGACGGCGUGUUGUCAGCGGCCCCGCGAUCACCGCGACAGGCCAACCGCGACGUGCAACAUGCACAAGUCGCGCAAGUUUUCCGUUUGUCCCGCGACGGGCGCCGUGGCGAUAACACGCCGCGGCACCGACAACAGCCGUGA